UCCAGGAACCUGCUCAGAUGCCCCUCCUCCAGGAAUCUGCUCAGAUGCCCCUCCUCCAGGAACCUGCUCAGAUGCCCCUCCUCCAGGAACCUGCUUAGGUCCUUCUCCCUGCCCUUAAGCAGACCUAUAUUCUACUUUAAAGCCUGAUACCAUGAUGACCUUCCCAUUCAGUUUUGUGAACUACAGUGACCCCUCCCAUAGGCAGUGGCUAUGAAAACCUGAGGGAAGAGUCCCUUUCUCAUUCAUCUUGCCCCAGCUAGUGGAGUACUGUAAUGCCCUCAAGUGAGCAACCCCCCACAACAAGACCACCAAGGAGCCAACUUCCUAUGUAAGAACAAAAGGUUUCAUUUAUUCCAGCCUAGGCAGGGACCUCCCCAACACCACUUUAUAGUAGGUGAAGAGAGGGAAGGCCCCCAGCACUCACUUUAAGGGGUUUAUAUAGGAAAGGGUCACAUGCAGAAUUUUACAUAUCUCGGGGGCUAGGGAUGAGGUAAACAUAAGGUUACUAAUUGCUAACAGGAUUCAGGGUAUCUAUAGAGACACAAAUUUUUAUUCCCUAUGUCCUGCUUUUAUUGACACAUUCAGAUUUAUUGUUGCAGUCCUACACUCUCUUGAGUUCAACUUCUGGUCAAUCAAGCCCAUUACUCCUUGUAUCUUGUUUUGCCAAGUCUAGGAUACACAGAUUUAUUAUCCCAGCCUUAUCUUUCCCAUAGGUUCAACUUUUGGUCAAUUCAAAAACCGCUGGUCAGUAAAUACCUCUAGAGGAAGAAGGGGAAGUGGAGAGAAACAUCUUUCAAGAUGGCUGCUAAUUUCUCCCUUUCAGUACCAAUAGAUUGGAAGAUUCAAAAGCAUCCAAACUCAAAGAGGCCUGCAGACAGCCCUGAGCUCAUCUCUCAAAGCUGCUACCGGAGCCCAGGAAGAUCCAGAAUGAACGGCUUCCUCCUCGUCUUCACCAUCAGUCUCCUGGUGGCAGUUCAGAUACAAACAGGAGUCUUGGGACAGAAUGAUACCCAAGCGAAGCCUCCGACUCCUGCUGCUGGCAUCACUAUCAAACUCCCUGCAAAACCUGCAAAGGGUGGAGCCCCAUCACUCAUCAAUGUGGGUGCCUGCAGCUUCUUCUUUUUCGCCAACACUUUCAUGUGUCUCGUCUACCUCGGCUGAGGUGAUGAUGUCGCUUCUACAGCCCUGUGCUCCUCAAACAGCUACCACCAUCAGUAGCAAGAGACCCCCCAACCCAGUCCUUGGAAAGGGUUGACACCAGAGAUCCCAGGAAGUUAAAAUUGAUGGCCAAUGGCCAAAAUGGGGAGGUACUAAUGGAAGGGGCCAAGUAAUACCCAGCUGGGGCUCAAUAAAGUUAUGCUUAUGCUUAGAAGGGACCCCACAUGUGGUCACUGGUCACUACUGAUCCCAGGAGUCACGUGUGCAGCAGCAUUAGGAGCUUUGUGUGGUCAUUGGCAGGGAAGGUGCUACCAAGGCACUCCCCUAGGUUCCUACCUUAGAGUCACCUUGCAGGGACAAGGACAGGAAACUUUGUUUCACUUGUGCCUGAGUAUUUGGGAGGGGUGAACCCAACACCCCCCCACACACACACACACACACACUUCUCAGGCCCUCGACACCUCAGGUUCAGACAGUCUCCCACCCCAUGACCUAGGUGUCUUCAUAAUGACAGAUGCGGGGAAAUCAUAGAUUAUUUGGCUCUGUCUCUCUCAACAUUCCCAGCUGGAGUAUUGUCGACCCAGGAGCACCCCUAUAUCUGGGAAGGUUCACGGAAGAGCAUCUCAUGAGUCACCUGCCCCCAUGUCUUCUAUCACAGGGCUAGAGGAUGAGGAGGCAAGAGUCACCACCCACACCCACAGCCAGAGAAGGCAGGAAGGACAAGCAGCUCCUCUAACCAUGCGCCCCUGCUGGGCCUGGGGCUGGUGUUUGGAGCUGAAAAGCGAGAAGGAAGCCCAGACUGGUCUCCAAAGGCUCCUGCCUCUGUGUCUUCCCAGGAACCUGGGCCAACGGAGGACUAGGAAGGGUAACUAGGAUGACCUGACCUGUCACCUAGCUAGGGACCCAGCCCCUUCUCCUGGCUUUUCUGACUAAGGCCAAACCUUCAGGCUUUGAGAUUUGAGUUGGAAGAAGCAGGGAGGAACCCAAGGACAAGGCUUCUUGGGGUGUCGACCCCCCUCAUCUCUUGCCAUGCCCACUCACACACUGAACAUUGAAGUUUUCACCCUUGGACAUAUCUGUAAUCCUAGAAUACUUUGCUCUGCCUCCUCUGUCUGACUUGGCUAACUUCUCAUCCUGUGUGUCAGCUAAGGGUGCUUCUUCAAGAGAGGAAGCCUUCCACUUCUGCGCCCUGAACACCCAUCAGAAUCCUGCUCUGAGAUGGGCAAAAGGGACUCAGUUAAUGGUUGUGCCCCGCCCCCACAGCCAGGGAAGCCGAACCGGGUGACACACCAGUUAGUCUGGUUCUGGAGCUCCCUCUGGUGAUGAGGGGAGGCCGUGCAAGGAGGGAAACCAACCUGAGGAGGGGCCAGAAGGGCAACGGGGGUGGGGGGGUAGGAGG
This is a messenger RNA of Peromyscus californicus insignis, 2557 nucleotides long. RefSeq names its product CAMPATH-1 antigen-like. Lineage: Eukaryota; Metazoa; Chordata; Mammalia; Rodentia; Cricetidae. The coding region runs from base 799 to 1161 and encodes 120 amino acids. The transcript is spliced from 3 exons. The record is from RefSeq and is a predicted model, not a curated record. Gene Ontology annotation, cellular component: sperm midpiece. Gene Ontology annotation, biological process: positive regulation of cytosolic calcium ion concentration.